This is a messenger RNA of Liolophura sinensis, 5340 nucleotides long. RefSeq lists its product as uncharacterized. Bases 410 to 3451 code for a protein of 1013 amino acids. The record is from RefSeq and is a predicted model, not a curated record. The transcript has 2 exons. NCBI's taxonomy places the organism in Eukaryota, Metazoa, Mollusca, Polyplacophora, Chitonida, Chitonidae.
GGGCUAAUGCUGUACCAUUUGCCAUAGAAACAUCCUGGAAGAGAUCAUAAACCUGACCAAAAAUAUUAAAGAAUACGACUAUAUGGGGUCCAAUAGUUGUGGCUAAAAUGAUCCAACAAGUUCAUCUGAGCUAAGAUCAAAUAACUUGCAAUUUGACAGCCACUUGUAUAUAUGAUUGCAGACUUCGUGUAGUUUGACUAGUUGACGUCCCCAAUCGAGUUAUCUCCCCUCUUUUACCAGUCUUUAGCGUCGCGCGUGGGAGACCGACGGUUUUAGCAGACGAUUCUGGGGAAGACGCUGUAAGUGUGUCGAACGCUACUCAACUUCUGUCUUUCAGACCGAAAUCAUAUACUUGUGACAGUUGCUGGAAAUUAACCAACGUGCCCUGUUGCUGAGGAAUUCAUACACCAUGGCAAUGAAAAGAACAGCAUCAGACAUCCUGGCUGAUCAGCACUGGAAGCGGAGAAUACUGAGUAAUGAAACAUCCUACUUGCGUCAAACCGAACCAUCUGUUGAUGCAAGCGCAAACAGACACAAUAGAUUGGAUAGCGGAAAAAUGUCCGUGCCAGAAGGCUCUGACCUAUAUUCAUGCCAAACAGAUCAAGUGAGCUCUGCUGAACACAAUAGUCAAACUACGAGCAAGUGUCAUGAGGUCAUUUUUGAAAUUCAGGAUGUUCCCCUAGCAGAGGUGACAGGCACCAGUGUUGAAAAUGGUUCAGGGAAAGACCAGUUACAUACUGAGAAAUGGGACCAAACCUCCAUGGACUUUGAGAACAAUCAACAAGCUGUCUCCCCGUCCUUAUUAGGACUGUCAGAGAAUCCAAAAAGGGUUGUUCCCUUGGAAUCUGAGACAUUGGACAGCACCACAUGUACGUCAGGGAACAUCUUGUUUGUGAAAGAAGAUCCGGUGUGUGAGACACUGAUCAUUGUCCCUGCAGGGUCUGAAGACUGCAAGGGAGAGGUGUCACCCCUAGAAAACGAAGACUCAAUCACAGAAGAUGCUGACCAGGAUUGUCUCUCUCUGCAAGCACAAGACAGUCAGGUAAUAGGUGAAGUCAGCACCAGUUGUCCAGCGCCGAUAUCCAAUAACAUUGAAACGGAUGACACUGCCAUGAAUCAGUCAGAAGAUAAGUGUUUAGCAAAUUCAGUUCCGCAAGCUGAUCGAAACCCAGAUUUACAGAAUCUCGCUCUAGAUUCUGUGAGUGGUUCUGUUAGUGAGCAAAAUGCUGAAAACAUUCUUGUAACUAAUGGUGCUGCUUCUAACCAGCUUAUCCAUGAAGCCAGCCUUGAUGCACAGUCAGCCAACGAUUUGCAAGCCAACAUCCAUAGUGUACAAUAUAUGCAUGAUGCCCAAAAUGCGAGUAAGAAUGCACAGGAAAAUCCCGUGGUUUCCUGCAAAGCUCCUCCUGAAGAGCCGAGUGUCACAACUUCCAAACUGCAACCAAAUGUCACAGUAGAGGCCUUUGUUCCUGUGUCACAGACAACUUUUGUGAAUGGUGUAGCAGAAUCUGUGAAAAGAUUUCAAGACACAGCACAGCCUGCCAUGGCGGAGCAAUGUUGCCAGGUUUUCCAGACACCAGAAGUGCCCCAAGCUUCCAACUCUGACCAACCUGUAACUUCCGCUGCAGAGUACGCCAACUCAAGCUCAGAAAUUAAUACUGAAAUGCAUGAAGUGCCACCAGGAGCAAGAACUGUUCCAGUGAUGCCUCCCCAAAUUCCCUGGCAAAUGAACCCGACCUCCCAGCUUUCAAGUGCAUGUAAUAGCACAGAAGGAAUUCCCGUUCAUAUUUCAAAUACAAUGAACUAUUGUGCUUCUGAGCAACACCCGAUGGCCAAGAGUGGUUUUGUAUCUCAUGCCAAUCACUGUGCAGGUUAUCCAGGAACUCCUCGACCUCAGUUUAUUGAACAAGGCAAUGCAAUGAACUACCAGCAUUUCAUGACUCAUGAACAGCAAGUGCACACUCAACUAAACACUAACGGCCAACUGCAAAUUAGCCAGCCACAAGUUGGAAGUACUGUGCCUCCAAUGCAGAAUCCAGCAAGCCAACAGUACACAAGUCAACCUGUCGCUCAACCAAAUCCUACAAAUGUUCAUGCUUACAGAAAAAAUGAAGGAUCAUUCGUCUCACAGCAGAGGUCUCCCCAUGCCUCUCACGUAUCGGAGGGACUUGAUCACUGCGCUACUAGUCUUUUCCAUCCUGGAGAUUUCAUGCAGAACACCAAUGGUAACUCUUCCACUGGAUUCCACAGGCAGCUGCCAGAGUUAAUGCUUCACAACAGUGACCUGGGUGGAUAUGAGGCAACUAAAGACAACUUUUAUGGGAUGAAUCAAAAUAUUGCUCCAAAUAAUGGCAACUUCCACCCUCGACAGGCUUUGACCCAAAUGAAUGUACCACACCAGUACUGGUCUGCGCAACGCCAUGGAACUCCCAUAUGCUCCACCAAGCCAUAUGGACCACCACGACACUACAGGCCAGCACCAUACACAUUCCCUGCUUGCAUCUGCACUGGCUCGCCUGUAAAUAUGCCAGCUUGCAGAAACUGCCGCAUGGGACAUAGUAAUCUACCCUCUGCAACCAGACAUCCAAGAAGCUUUAACAGUUCUUACACUGAAUAUACAUGCAGAGGAGAUCAUAAAGUCUUCCCCCGGAGGAGUGCAUCCUGCUUCCACAUUGGCCAACAGACACCUGAUUGUUCCCUACAUGCUGAUAAUGAGAUGUCUCCAAUAACCCCAUCCUUCACCCCAAAAAGCAGGCAAAGGCAGAUGGGUGAUUUUAGCGCUGAAGGAGUCAGAUUUCAUAACAAAGAUUUUCAAAGUAACAGCUGGCACUCUGCCUUCUCUCAUUCCUCUGAUUUCUCCAGCGAUUCUGACAGCCCAAUGAUAAUGUCUCGUGCUCAGCCUGGGCUAGGAUGCACAGGUGAUAUGAACUCGCUUGGAGAGAGACAGGUACCAGAGAACUCUUUGUCCAAUCCAAAUAACCCCGUCUUUAAAAACCUACCUCCCCCUGGACUCCAAAGAACAAAGUUCCUCGUGUCCACCUACAUAGAUUACCUGGUUGAGGAGAAUGAGCGGAUCACUGACAUGUCCAAAGCGUUCACUCCACCCACCUACCUGUUUCUGGAGGAGGAGCAGUAUGUACUGCAGGCUCACAAAGAGGAGGUGCCAUUCCCUUCCAAUCGCUUCUCCAGGUGGAUAAAACAGUACUUCCCUCAGGUUGAUGCCAUUUCUGUCCCAGAGGGAAAGUCAAAAGAAAACAGCACCAACAUUAGCAGGCUUAACCUGUCGGAGAAGAGCUUUGAUGAGUUUGCUCACACUGUCUUUUUUGGUUGUCAGGAUAUGCAGGACAAAGGAAAAGCUGUGCCAGUGCAUGCUCCAGUUCAGAAAAUUGCAGAAAAUCCAGCAAUCAUGACAGUUGCUCAACCACAACCUCAAGCUGCAACAGGAAAUUAGCAUUGCAUGUAUCGUAUGAUGAACAUCUGUUAGUUACAUUCUGCUUUGCAAUGACUUGAGUAAAAAGGAUCAGGGUAUGCACACUUCCAUAUUAUCUGUAAAUCUCAAGCAACACCAAACACCACCCCUAAAAUUAGCAUUGGGCCAUUUUUGCAGAUUUCUGCUUUUGUUGAAUAAGCAUGGGAUGCUUUGUUGUUCUUUUAGACUGCUGGUUGUUAUUUGAAUUUUCAACUCUUUUUUUCCACUGUUAAAGUUAUAAUGUUCAUGUUUGAUACUGGGUUUUCUUUAUACUUUCUGGUGUCAAGUGCACUGAAUGUGUUGAAUUUUAAUGUGAUGGAAACACAUACAUACAUACAUACAUAACUACAUGUAGAACACGAGGAAAAAAGAAAGCAGGACAAGUGCUCUCACCAUAUAUUCAAGAAAAUAUAUGUGUACGUUUAUACAGAGGUAAAUGUAAUGUUUUCUUCUGAAGCCAAAAUAACUUGUUAAUGUGAAAUUGUGCAGACUGGUGCACACUAUCUAGUACAGUUAAUAUCUACAUGCUAUCACAGCUGGGCAUGAUACACAAAGUGUCUGAGAGUUUUUCUUUAUAUUAAUUUGAUAUAAACUUUGAGAAAAAGCAAUGUACAUGUAUAUGAAAUUCCAAGAUGCAUGCCAUUCAUCUGCGUGUCAUUUUUCUUUUUAAAUAUAUUCAGUAUGGUAUUUCUAUUUUCUAAGAGGAAUGAGACAUUUGUUAUUUAUAUCAAGGUGGUCAUAAUAAGGUUUUGUUUUGCUACUUUUUUGGAAUGAUGACUAGCUUCCAAUAUGCUGUAGCAGUUUAAAAUGUGUUGUUUGGUUUUACCAAUGGACUGAAUAUCGUCAAAACUUAGUACUUGUUGACUACAAGUAUACCAUGUAAUGCGAAGCUAGAAUGUUGUCUGCCACUGUGCAAGUGAAGGGGAGACUAUGGGAAUGUUGUACCGAACCGUUAUCCGACGUAAUAUACAUAUUACAUUGUACAGCAAGAGGUAAAUUGGCGCGAAUUUCACGACAGGUUUAAGACAGUCAUGACCAAAUGCAAAAUCGUUAUGAUCAAUGACGUCAUGUUUACGACAUUCUUUGAAGUUUUUAAGAACUUUUAAAGAAUGAUAACGAUUUUUCGCACACUGUUUACGACAGACUUAUAAAUAAUUUUGAGUGCCUUAUAACACUGUGCGAAUCUACAUGAACCAUUACAAUCAUUUUUACGAAUGAGCAUGACAUGAAUCUUCACUUCACAAAGUUGUUGUGACUUUUGUCUGUAAUCUGAUUGGCAAGCUUCUGGACAUUUCCUUCGCUUUACAUCCGAGAAGCUUUGUAUCCAUUCGUAAUGAUGUGUUGUUGUCAAGACCAUUCUUAAUUCUACUGUAAGUAUAUCAUCAAUUUAUAUUCAUUCGCAAGUAUUUUGUGUCUAUUCUGCAUUAAUCGGCUGAUUUUGAGAAUCGUUAUGACAUAGCAAUGCUUCCAGAAUAAUUACGUUACCUUGACGAUUGCUGCCGACAGAUUCGCAAAUAUUUACAUAGCUGUUAAGAAUGUUUAUAAAAAUACAUCCAGUUACAAAAUUUUGGAAAUUGUAGAAAAAUUGUAGAAAAAUAGAACAUGAAUUCAUUAUAAACACUUGCAAAUCAAUAUGAAAAACCACAAAUGCGAAACACGACAACAUUGUCAAUUCAUAACGGUUCGGCAGAACAUUUGUCUAGGUGGGAAUGGGGCUUAAUACAUGCUGUAGCCUUCAAGACCUAAAGGUACAUACAUGUGGGAGAAUGGUACACAAGAGUGAAGUGUUUUGCUUUUAUUUAGACUAUUCAUGACCUGUUUGUCAUACAUUUAGUUAACAAGCAUGGCAAGGUUUGAAUAAAGUUUGAUUU